This is a messenger RNA of Leopardus geoffroyi (Geoffroy's cat), 9043 nucleotides long. It is a transcript of the gene TTC39B, whose product is annotated as tetratricopeptide repeat domain 39B. Gene Ontology annotation, molecular function: protein binding. The record is from RefSeq and is a predicted model, not a curated record. Lineage: Eukaryota; Metazoa; Chordata; Mammalia; Carnivora; Felidae. Gene Ontology annotation, biological process: negative regulation of cholesterol storage; cholesterol homeostasis; regulation of cholesterol efflux.
AUGGAUGCUCGGCUGGUCUGCGGGCGCCGGGGGCGGGGAAAGACUCGCUCUGCUCGGCUCUGGCCCCGCCCGCGACCCGGCGGGAGCCCGGGGCCGCCCCUUUCCUCCCUCACGGGCGCUGGGCUGAGUCCCGAGUCGAGAAACCUCACACGCUCUGAGCUCCCUGACUGGGUUUUGGGUGGCUGCAGCCUGAGGAGGAACAUGGCGCUCGUAGGCAACGGAGCAGAGCUGGAGGCGGACGAGGACAUCUUUGAAGAUGCAUUGGAAACCAUCUCUAUGUUUUCUCGCACAGAUAUGGCAGCAAGCAGCCAACCCUUUGCAUCACUUGACACAAAACAGUCCACUGGACGGCACGGAUCAUCUAACGUGAACAGGUCAACAUCAGUGAAGGUGGAUCUCAAGUGUGGCCUAGAAGAAUGUUCAGUGGCAUUGAACUUAUUUCUGAGUAACAAAUUCACAGAUGCCUUAGAGUUGCUUCGACCGUGGGCUAAGGAGAGUAUGUACCAUGCCUUGGGCUACAGUACUAUUGUGGUGUUGCAGGCCGUCCUGACCUUCGAGCAACAGGACAUCCAAAAUGGCAUUUCUGCCAUGAAGGAUGCGUUACAGACCUGCCAAAAAUACAGGAAAAAAUGCACAGUUGUGGAAUCGUUCUCAAGUCUUCUUUCUAGGGGCUCAUUGGAACAGCUGACUGAAGAGGAAAUGCAUGCCGAAAUCUGUUAUGCCGAGUGUCUCCUACAGAAAGCAGCACUCACGUUUGUGCAGGAUGAAAAUAUGAUCAACUUCAUCAAAGGUGGACUCAAAAUUAGGACAAGUUACCAAAUAUAUAAAGAAUGUCUUUCUAUCCUGCAUGUAAUUCAGAAGAACAAAGUUGAGCAGCAGUUCUUCUAUGAGUUUGAAGGGGGUGUCAAGCUUGGAAUAGGUGCCUUUAAUUUGAUGCUCUCCCUUUUACCAGCACGGAUUAUCAGACUACUAGAAUUUAUAGGAUUUUCUGGAAACAGGGAGUUGGGGCUCCUGCAGUUACAGGAAGGCGCGUCAGGAAGAAGCAUGCGGUCCCCACUGUGCUGCUUAACUAUUCUAGCUUUCCACACUUAUAUCUCCCUGAUACUUGGUACAGGAGAAGUGAAUGUUCUGGAAGCAGAGAGUCUCCUUGCACCCUUCCUCCAGCAGUUUCCAAAUGGCUCCCUCAUGUUGUUUUAUCAUGCCCGGAUAGAGCUGCUGAAGGGAAAUGUGGAAGAGGCACAAGAGAUACUUCGAAAAUGCAUUUCAGUUCAAGAAGAAUGGAAACAGUUUCACCAUCUCUGUUACUGGGAGCUGAUGUGGAUUUAUGUGUUUCAACAAAACUGGAUGGAGGCAUAUUACUAUUCCGAUCUGCUUUGCAAAGAAAGUAAAUGGUCCAAGGCAACAUACGUAUUCUUGAAAGCUGCAAUUUUGAGUAUGCUUCCAGAGGAGGAUGUCGUAGCAACUAAAGAGGAUAUAGUAAUCUUAUUCAGACAGGUGGAGAGCCUGAAGCAGAGAAUUGCAGGGAAAUCCAUCCCCACCGAGAAGUUUGCUGUGAGGAAGUCUCGACGUUACUCCUCUUCGUUGCCUGCACCUGUGAAGCUCGUCUUGCCCGCCCUGGAAAUGAUGUAUGUCUGGAAUGGUUUUCCAAUAGUGAGCAAGAGAAAAGACCUUUCUGAAAAUCUGUUGGUAACUGUUGAAAAGGCUGAGGCUGCUUUACAAAAUGAAAGUUUGAGUGACUACUCUGUGGAUGACGAGUGCCUGGUGAAGCUGCUGAAAGGGUGCUGCCUGAAGAACUUGCAGCGGCCCUUGCAGGCAGAGCUGUGCUUCAACCACGUCAUCCAAAGUGAAAAGCUACUGAAGUAUGACCACUACCUAGUGCCAUUUACUCUGUUUGAGUUGGCCUUUUUGUACAAAAGCCAAGGGGAAAUUGACAAGGCCAUAAAGACCCUAGAAACUGCAAGAAACAACUACAAAGAUUACUCCAUGGAGUCCAGACUACACUUUCGAAUUCAGGCAGCUCUUCACCUGUGGAAAAAAACUUCCUCAGAUUGAUCAGAACAUGAAGGAUGGAAUUUUCCCUCAGCACCGGCAUCUGCUGUAGAUCAGGCCUUUCAUUAAAGUGGAAAAGUGAUCUUGCGAAUGAGAGACAAAAAACUAAUUUUAUUGUCAAUAUUUUUUAUCAUCUCUGUGGUUUACUGUUGAUCUGUGUCUGUGUGUUUUUUUUUUUCCUAUGAAACGAUGUUCAAUAUCGAGUACCGUCUAGAAAAUUCUUACAUUUUGCCUCUCCGAAAAGAAUUUCAUAUUAGAUUUGAAUUGGGGAGUGAAGAAGUCUUUUAAAGGACUCACAAAAUAAUGAAGUCUAAUUAGAUUAUUUAUUUUUUUAAUGUGGUAAUUAAUGUUUAAGUAGCAAAUGGCUUAUAAGUUGAGCCAUUUUUAGGUUUGUUGGUCAGAGAUAUUUUGUUGCCUAGUAUUUAAAUGUAAGAGGGGAAAUAAAAAUCACCUACAUUCAAAAAAGAUUAACAAUAACCUGAAGUGUCCUGAAUAAGACAAGCAGUGGGUGUGAAUAGGGACAGGAUAAUGUCCUUAAUAGGAUGAAGGGAACUAUAUCUAGAAAAGAUGGUGACAUAUUAGGUUUUGUUUUGUUUUUUAUUCUUCAUGUAUGUUAAAGGUAGUGACAUUUUUGAGAGACUACCCUUUUUUUUGAAUGUACUUAAGUCUGUUAUAAUAACAAAAUUCAAAAAACUAAAGGGAAGCAAAGUCAUAUUUUAGAAAUUAUCCUCAACCUUAGCAAUGAGAGUCUACAAUACAUAUGUUGGUUAUUUUUGUCUAUAGGAAGUAAAUUUCCUGCUGCUUUAAACGAUAUGUAAAAUAUCAAUAAUUUUUAUACUCAUGAUGUUGGUGAGUGAGAUCUAAUUUUCUAAUCUCCCUAGCACUGUGAUGGUUCCUUGUAAAUAUCCGGACUGUGCUUCGUCCUUGAACUAGGAAACACAAUCAGGACAGGAUGCAGCGGAGAGCCUGGCUCUGCUACUGAUUAGCAGUCAUUGGGGUGACCUUUAGGGAGCCCCCUGCUCUCUGUAUCAGUGUAUUUUCCUCAUCUAUGAAAUGGAAAAAGAACAGAUGUCUUUCUAGGUCUCUCUCAGUUUUAUAACGGUCAGUCUGUGUAUUAGGUAUUUUCAGCAAACAAUAUCAAACUGUUCAGCCCAAACUAUUUCCACAAAGUAUGUGUCUUAUUUUUCAGUCAUCACUGUCUGGCCCCACUUCCGCCAUUUGUAUGUACUGGGGCUAAUGACAAGAUGGCAUCCAGGGCGAGGAAAGACAAUUCAUGGAUCCAUAGAUCGGGGUUUUGUCCUAAUUCUAUUCUGUGUUGAAGAAUAACUUACAUGGAAGCUGGAAGCCUCUGCAGUUUAACAGAAACAGCCCCAGAUUGGGAGUCAGGAGCCCGUCUCUGUUAGUCCGUUGUUCCUUGACAUGGAUCAAGUCUCAUCUUUUCUGGGACUCCGUCUCCUCAGUGGGGAUAACAGCGCAGUGCUUGGUGCUUGUGACGGCUCGAUUAGAUAAUGCAUAUGAUGGCUUUUUGUAAACUGUGAGAGGCUAUGGGUUGCUGUAAUAAUUCUGAUUUUUAUGCACUGAUUACAAUAUCAACACAAAAGUAUUGGCUGAGUUUGUGGUCUCUGAUGUAAAAUGAAAGAAAUGUGUGAAAUUCAGACACCUUUAAAUUUAUUCAUGUGUCUGGCAUAACCCAGAUUAUGAACUUGCUUGUUACUGUUUGUUUCCUGCUACGUAAUUCUGUACCUAGCAGGUAUUUGGUCUUGUUUUCUUAUAAGGUACUAAUUCUUGACCAAUGCUGAGGCUAUCUUUCCGACAGAAAAUGAUUAAUAUAACUUGAGUCAGAGUACUAGCCCUUCAGGAGCAUGUUGGUAGCUGUCCUGUUUAAUUAAUACUAAUUACAUAGCUUUACUUGAGGUCCAGGCAAGAGGAAAUGGAAUGAACUGCUAUUACAAUGUCAGCAGUGGAAAAUAUGUUUAAUAAUUAUUUUGUAUAUAACUUGAGAAGUAGUUUAUAAAUCCCUUUGAAGAGCUUUGGUAGCAUUAUUUUUUUAAAGUAUAAACUCCCAUAUUAUAUUGUUUUCGUGAGAAGCUGCAGGUCACAGCCAAUGUCAGUGAAGACUUCUCUUUCUGGUGUAAUAUAAAAAAAAUAUAAGUUAAUAUUGGUUAUUUUUAUUUUAUUUUAAUUCUUCACUGCCAGACAACUGUAAAAGAAAUUCCUAGCUCCCGUUAAAAUUUUUUCCCUUAUUUUUUUUCUUAUUUUGUUUUUAUUUUUCCUUCCUAUUCUUUUUAUGGUUAUCUGGUAAUGUGGAUAGUGUAUCCAAUGAAUGUUUAAGUGUUGUACUAUCAUUAAUGCUACAAAUAUUUACCUGUUUCCCGUCCUGUUUAAGAUGCCAUGGUGGCAUCAGUUUCAUGUUACAUCAGCUAAUACUGCAUUUUUGGAGUUAUUUUGGAUUCAGGGUGCUUUGUGAAGAAUGAGUGCUGAAGUGACAAUAUUUUAUCUAAUGUUUUGAGGGGCAUAUGUGAUGGGUUUGGGCUGCCAAUGUGUCUGACAGUUUGUGCAAUUUGUGUAGUUUUUGGUAUAAUUUUCUUUCUUUCUUCCUUUUCACUAAAUGGAGAGCCAGGGUUCUGAUUAGUGCUGUAUACAUUUAAGACUCAAGUAGAGGUUAUGCUUUGUAGGAUUGGUGACAAGGAAGGCGUGAUUUCCGCUUGAUAAUUAAUGGAAGAUUAACUUCAUCAACUCUUACAUGGACAUGUAUUUUAAUGUGUCUGUGCGUCUCGUGGAUACAGGGUCUCAAGGUACAUAGGAAAAGGAAGGUCGUUGAUUCUGUUUCUUCUACACGUGGGGUAGAAACUGUAGGGAGGUGAAUUUCCAAAUAAUCAGCACCAAGGAAGAUUUUUAAUCAUUGAAGCAAUCUGUCACUAUAACUAUCUCUUUUGCAAAGGAGGAAGUUUAGCAGAGCUAUGUGUCAUUCCUACUUGGCCUGGAAACUUAUAGUUGAACUUAGAGGUCACUCUAAUGAGUCUUUGAUGAGAGCUUCAAAUCAGUGUGAUGUGUAUAUAAAGAAGGCGGCUUCCCCCCUUUUGAAGACUAAUGGGUCUUUCUUCUCUUGAAGCUACUUGUAGAUGUAGUUACAUUGUGGUAGGGACUGAUGGUCCCUACAGUCAUCAUGAUUCUACUUCUCAUCCUUCCUUUUAAAGUAGGUCUCCUAAUGUUUUCCAAUAAUGGUUUUUCUUCCUUUGGACACUCUGAAAAUAAUAAUUACAAAAAGGUCUUUGUGACUAACUUGAAAAAUUUCUGGAGUUACUCUGAUUAAUUCUUUAUUGAUUUCCAUUUUUACAUAUGUGUUUUUUCUCUUAGUUAUUCUCUCCAUAUUUACAAAUCAUAAAUUCAAUUGCAUUUAGUUAAAAUGAGUUAAGGAGGAUGCCAGCGAUCGUUUAGAUGCCCUAAGAUAUUAUAAUUCAUAGGGCCUGGGAUGAAUCUUGGGAAAUUAUCUCCUCCCCUCACUCAAUUUCUGGAUAGUGGUGUUUCUCCUUCAGUCCUGCUCUGUCUGGCAUAGUAACCACUGGCCACGUGGGACUAUUGAGUACUCAAAACGUGGCUAGUGGCUUGUGUUGGAAUGAUGCUGAGUGUUGGGGAGUGCUCCUCUAUACAUGCUGCGGUUCUGUUUAAAGUAAAGGCCUCCCAAGGGCAUGCUUCCUGGAGUUCUGGCUUUCCCUUGCUGUCUACUGUGAGCACCCAAUCACUACAGUUACAUUUUCAGUUCUGGCUCAAAUAUAUGUAUAUAUAUAUCUGUGGGGUUUGCUUUUUCUGUUCAAGUGCCCAUAAACUUUCAUCUCAUCAUCGAUCAGCGUCAUCUUUGAUCCUUCUCCACGCUCUCAGAGCUCCGUAAAUACUGCAUCGAGACCAUAUUUUUAACAUUAUUCUUUUAAUCCGAUUUUAUAGACAUUCCUUCCUUUUUCAGAUGCAGUAGCACAAGCCAUUUGAGUUGUGCUCACCUUUGCGAUGUUAGUAGAUUUUAUGAUUAAAAUAACAUUUUCUAAGGUUAACAUUAUUCUGAAAACUGUGGUGGCCUUUUCAAUCCCUGUAUAUUAUUAAUGUUUCAACAUUGAGUCAGCUAUGCUAAUAUGACCAUUUAAGGAAUAUUAGGCACUAGUUACUUAGAGAAUAAUUUGGCAGAUAGUUUAUUUAAAGUUACAUAUUUUAUGGGGCGCCUGGGUGGCUCAGUCGGUUAAGCAGCCGACUUCAGCUCAGGUCAUUAUCUCGCAAGCUGUGGGUUCAAGCCCCGUGUCAGGCUCUGUGCCGACAGCUCAGAGCCUGGAGCCUGCUUCAGAUUCUGUGUCUCCCUCUCUCUCUGCCCCUCCCCUGAUUGCUCUCUGUCUCUCUGUCUCUCUCCCCAAAAUAAUAAACAUUAAAAAAAAAUUUUAAGUUCUAUAUUUUAAGCCUUUUACUGCCUAUUAUUAAUAUUUUUAAUGUGUAUGUUUAUUUAAGUGUUACAUAUUCACAUACCUGACAUAUUUUUAAUCUCUUUAGACAUGUCUAGAUCAGAUGGGUAGAUCGAUAGAAAAUAGCUUAUAAAUACUAAAUAGACAAUGUUUUAUCCUGCUCUUUCAUAAAGGGUGCAGGAUUUCCUCCAGAUUGUCUCCCCUCCUCCAGACCAGUUAUUCACAUAUUGUUCCUUUUGUAUUAUUUUGCUUAUUGUGAAACCCCAUUCCUGCUUCCCCAUUGUUGGUAGUUUUAUCUUUUUCCCUCUGCUGUUAGAUUUAGUUACUAUUGAACUUGAAAUGAAGGACACAUCAGAAUUCAUCGUGAGAGCAAAUACCCUCUCUGUCGAGCAGUUGCUAUCUGAUUUUGAUGGCAUUGAAGUCCAUUCCAGUCUGUUUAUAACUUCAAAACUAUAGAAAGAAAUGACGCGGGGACUAUUUUGUGGGUUCAGAAGGCUGAGCAGGUUCUUGGCCUGAUCUAUCCCAGAGGGGUGUGUGAAUCUAACUUCGGAGGAAGUCCAAGCCCCAUUUUGUCCAGUUUACAAAUGUAUCAGCACAGCAAUACUGUAUGUAGUACGACCCUGCCUGGACCUUACAGUAUCCACCUCACUGUAUUUAAUGCCUACAGAUCAGAUAUUUAAUAGGAAAUCUCAAGGUACUUUAUAAUACCAAACUUCAUGAAGUAAAACUUGUUGCACAUUAAUAUACAAUACACCUUGUAGGUUAAUCUAGUAGUUCUUAGAAACAUACAAUUUAAAUGAUGAAUGUAAGGGAUGCUGGCAUAUCCCAGUGGGAGCUUUUGUUUUAUUGCUGCUUAGUAUUUUCUAGUAAAUUUGUUUUAAUUAUUGGUAGUCUGUUUGCCAUCACUUAGGAAAAAAAAAAAAAAGUUCGUCCCAGUGUAACAGAACUGAUAGCCAGAGAAAUUGGAUACAACGGACAUGUUAAAGAAUAUUGCUUAUCGUUUUAGUUUUAAAGCAGUUAGGUUAUUUUGAAAUGCUGGAAGUUCUUCCUCAAUGUGAAGGGAUGACAUUCCCUGCUUGGGAAAUCAUAGAGACAUAUUAAAUCCUUCUUAUAUUUAUUGGAACCAAGUGUCUGGGUUAGUAAACGAGUUUAAACAAUUUUCAUUAAUUACUUCUUUUUUUACCUGAAAUGAUUUUAUUCUUCAUAGUAGACAGUUGCUUUCUAUACAGUGAUUUAUUUUUUUAAGAAAAGAAUUUACAUGAAAAAAGACAUUAUGGUAAACAGUAUAAAUCUUAGGGUAUUGAUUUAAUGGUUGAAGAAAACAGUAGCGUUGGGUACGGUUUUUUUCUUUUUUUCUUUUUUUUUUUAAUAUGAAAUUUAUUGUCAAAUUGGUUUCCAUACAACAUCCAGUGCUCAUAGCGUUGGGUCUUUGAUUUGCAAAAGGAGAACACGUGUUCCACUGAUAUGUGCUGUCCAGAAAAAUUACUUCAUUCUUACCAGCAUGUCGCAUUCUCAGCUUGUCUAAAGGGGAAAAUUUUAUAAGGAAGUAGCUCAUUCCUUAUUAUUUUUUUCCCUUUGCUAACUGUUGACAUCCAAACACCUGAAUGAAUUACAGCUGAGGCAAUCAUAUGCUAGCGUUUUAAAUAUUUGUUUGCAGAUAUUCAUAGAACUCUUGAAUUUUUUGGUGUAAGUUGCUAAAUCAGAUGUAAAGGUAAAAUAUAUAUUUAAUAAGUGAGAAGUAUUAUUUUAUUACUGAAAUUUAUUUCUAAAGCAAAUUUAUUUUGUAGGUAUUUCACUGAGGAAAUUUUACUUUGCCUUAAAACACAAACAAAAUCAACCUGUCUUGUGCUCUGCUUACCUAAGAACCCUUAAUGUUACCUUGAUAUGUAGAUCGAUUUUUAAAUUCUUGGAAAAUAUGUAUUUUUCACUUUUAUUUGGAUUAAACAAAAAUAGUUAGAGGUCAUAGACUUUGUAAAUCAGUGUAUGCUAUGGUUUCUUGUUGAAUCAUCUAAACUACCCGUACGUACUUUAUAAUUCAAUGUUUUAUUAGUAAAAUUGCCAACAUUUUAUCUCCCUCUUUCUCUUCUCGUUUUACACUUGAACUUAGUUUCCUAUCUUUUCCAUUCCCAGUGGUCACAGUUUUACAGAGCAAAACAUUUUUAGAAAUUGAAGAUGUGUGAGUUCUAUGUAAGAUGAAUGUGUGAGUAGCAUCCAUCUGCUGGUCAAAUAGACAUUGGAUCUGGUACCAGAAAAUGAAAUAGAUUGUGGCUAUAAAAGCAUUUUAUCAAUAUAAGUCAGGCAGAAAGAAGAAAACUGUGAACCCCUGGUAUUUUUCAUGUAAACACUGUAUUCCCAAUGAGUAUUUGCUUGCCGAUUCUGUUAAUGUUAUCACCCGUGGCUUGUAAGCUAAUGCUGAUAUGACAUCUACAUUUUCAACAUGAAGACAACAGUUCCUGUAGCAUAUUUUUAACAUUAAGACAUUUUUGAAAACAGAUGUCAUCUUCGAAGUUGUAUUUUUAAGUGCAAAUAAAUCCUCCCAACUUGAAAGUCAA